Miscanthus lutarioriparius is the source of this 492-nucleotide messenger RNA. Lineage: Eukaryota; Viridiplantae; Streptophyta; Magnoliopsida; Poales; Poaceae. The record is from the annotation of a GenBank genome assembly.
AUGGGAGGGGCCGUGCUGGAAGGGGCGAUGUUCGUCGGCGGGCUGGGGUGGUGGCUGGCGGCGCACAGGAGGGGCCACGCCGAGAGGGCCAGCCGCGGAGAGGACCCGGAGGCCCGGGCGCUGGCCGGGCUGGACGGCACGCUCCUGGAGGCGCACCACCUCGUCAUGUCCUGCCAGAGCCAGAGGAGGGGGCUCACGUCCCAGCUGCUCUCGGCGUCCAGGCAGGCCAAAAGGUUCAGGGACGUCCACCGCAAGAUCGACACCUACCUCUCCUUGAUUCCUGUCAUCAUCUACAUCGGCAUAGCACGCCGCCUAGAUGGAAAUCCCAGCUCCUGUUCCCAAUCCCUCCUGGAGGAGUCGGGAGGAGCUGAGGAUCGGGAGUUCAGGUUCGCGGAGAUCGCCGUGGCCACCAACAACUUCGCCGUCGUGCUUAGCGACGACGCCGACUCUGGCACCAAGGUGUACAAGGGGCAAGCUCCACAACGGCACUGA